Messenger RNA from Caretta caretta (loggerhead turtle), 788 nucleotides. RefSeq names its product histone H2B 8. Gene Ontology annotation, molecular function: structural constituent of chromatin; protein heterodimerization activity; DNA binding. Gene Ontology annotation, cellular component: nucleosome. The record is from RefSeq and is a predicted model, not a curated record. NCBI's taxonomy places the organism in Eukaryota, Metazoa, Chordata, Testudines, Cheloniidae.
GUAAGAACGUUUAAGGUAGAGCUUUAAGGAAGUUACUACAUUUAAUAGUCUGAAAAUGCCUGAACCUGCAAAAUCUGCUCCAGCUGCAAAGAAGGGGUCUAAGAAAGCCGUGACUAAGACUCAGAAGAAAGGAGACAAGAAGCGUAGAAAGACAAGAAAGGAGAGUUAUUCCAUCUACGUAUAUAAAGUGCUGAAGCAAGUUCAUCCAGAUACUGGAAUCUCUUCUAAGGCUAUGGGUAUAAUGAACUCUUUUGUAAAUGACAUCUUUGAGCGUAUCGCUGGGGAAGCGUCCCGCCUGGCACAUUACAACAAGCGCUCGACUAUAACUUCCCGGGAGAUCCAGACCGCUGUGCGCUUGUUGCUGCCCGGCGAGCUGGCCAAACAUGCUGUGUCUGAAGGAACCAAGGCUGUUACCAAAUACACCAGCUCCAAGUAAACAUCUGGGUAACUAAAUCUAUAACCCAAAGGCUCUUUUAAGAGCCAACCACCUUUUCAUUCAAAGAGCAUAGCAUCACUGACAAGUAUUAUUUGUGCUUUUCAAAUUGCAUCAUGUCAUUAGUGAAGAGAAAAUAUCAGGCAGGCAUUAAGUUUUACAUAACUAUUUCGAAGUAAUUUAUCAGCAAACUUUCUUCUCAAACCUUAUGCAGAAAAGGAGCCUGGAUUCUCUUUACUAAUUAUAGUAAACAAGCAUUUGUAUUUGCUACAGUCUAGGUGAAAGGAUUCUUGUCUCUUCUGUAAAAGUGAUUAAAGCCCCCCAUUAUUGCAGUAGCAUUAUUAUUCAAAGGUAU